AUGGGCCCAAUGUGUCACUUUUUCUUUUUAGUCUUGGUCUUUCUGGAGGCAAACCCAGCUUACCCUGAAUGCAACCCAGAAUGUAUAUGCUCAGAUGACAGCUUUGGCAGGUCUCUGUUGUGCAUGGAUAUUUCUUUGAGAAAGAUCCUGGGAAACAUCCCCAAAGAUAUCAAGAAACUUAGAAUAGAAAACUCUCACUUAACUGAACUACCUCAUGGGUCCUUUUCCAACAACAGUGCCUUGGAAUUCCUUUGGCUCAACUUUAAUAACAUCACAGUGAUUCAUCCGGAAACCUUGGAGCAUCUGAAAGACUUGAAAGAGCUGAGACUGCAGGGGAACAGGUUAUGUACAGUACCAUGGACAGCAUUCCAAGCAACUCCUUGUCUAAACAUCCUUGAUCUCAAACAUAACAGGCUUGAUGUUCUACCCAAGCAAGCACUUCAGUAUUUGAUUAACCUUACCUACUUAGAUUUGUCCUUUAAUCAACUUAUGGUGGUGUCUGAGGAUGUCUUCAUCCAGUGGCCCAUGUACCAGAAAAGCCAGCAACUCAUCAGUAAGGCUGAAGGGAUUUCCAAUGUGGUGCUGGCUUUGCACAAUAAUCCAUGGAUGUGUGACUGCCAUCUAAAGGGACUUGUCCAGUUUUUCAAAUUCAUCAGACCCCCUGUCAUACUAAUGAACUCCUACCUAAUGUGCCGGGGCCCUGUGUCAAAGGCAGGGCAAUUUUUCUAUGAAGUAGAGCUCAAUAGCUGCAUGAAGCCAAAGAUGUCAACUCCUAAUUCUAACAUUACCAUCCAAGUGGGGCUAAAUAUCACUCUAAGCUGCCUGGCACAGGCCAGCCCCUUACCAAACAUUGUGUGGACUUAUCCACUGAAGAAAUUGAAGGAAUUUGAUGUGUCUACCUCUCCUAUCGGGGAAGACUCUAUUCAGUCUGAGUUGGUGAUACCUUCAGCCCAUCUGGCAGAUAGUGGCAACUACACUUGUAUGGCCACCAACUCCAUGGGCAGCAGCUCUAUCCCCAUCUCCCUUCAUGUUCAACCUCCUCAGACUGUGCCCUCUUCCUCUUCUUAUUUGGCUUCUGUGGAGGAGCAUUCCUACAUUUACAUGAGGAUUACCAAGCAAACUGUUUAUGGGAUUGUGCUUGAGUGGUAUGCAGUAACAGAUAACCCUUCUGAGACCUGGUUCACACUUUACUUUGGGAUAUAUGAAGCUGUCAAGAAAGAAAUUGUCUCUAUUGGCCCUGGGAUUAACACCUAUUGGGUGAAUGACCUGCUUCCAGCCACAAAGUAUGAGGCAUGCAUCAGCCUACAGAGCCAGCCACCCCGAAAGGAUCAGUGCAUUGUCUUCGUAACAGGCAGUGACAUCAGUGAGCUAGAGAAGAGGGAGAAGAUCAUACAUAUCAUUGUUGUGGUAUGUGCUUUGGUCCUGGCAGUGCCCAUAGGCAUGUAUGUCUGUGCCUCGGAGGCCCAUAUUGGUGGCCUGGGCCACUGUUUGUGCCACUGUCCUCAGAGAAGGAAUGGAGCAAGAUGCCCUAGCACCGUCAUUGAGAGCAAGGAUACCAUGUUCAACAACCUGACAACUGGCAUUGAAGAGAGCCUCUGUCUCGGGGAGAUCAGAGAGGAUCAGAGGUGGAAAAGUGGGAAGGAGAGAGCAUCUAAUAAAUCCCAAACAGAGAGUCAAAACAGUGUUCACCUUUUCUAG
Vombatus ursinus (common wombat) is the source of this 1698-nucleotide messenger RNA. RefSeq names its product leucine rich repeat, Ig-like and transmembrane domains 2 (gene LRIT2). Bases 1 to 1698 code for a protein of 565 amino acids. NCBI's taxonomy places the organism in Eukaryota, Metazoa, Chordata, Mammalia, Diprotodontia, Vombatidae. The transcript has 3 exons. The record is from RefSeq and is a predicted model, not a curated record. Gene Ontology annotation, molecular function: protein binding.